AUGGCCAUGGGAACCAAUUAUUCAAUCUCCAACGCACCAUUUACCUUUAAACCAUCUGCCCCGCAUAAACAAGUUCCAAAUUGGAGAUUUCCUACAAUUAGCAGUGGUGAUGGUGCUGGGAGCAUUUUCACUAUAUCAAGGAGGAAUUUAAGAACUUGGUUCCAUGUCUGCGCUGUCACUGGGGACCAGAGCACCCGUGACGUCUUCAGUGCAAAUUUCCCAAGCGAUUACACAGAACUCAUAGUGCAGGCUAAAGAAGCUACAGAAUCAGCUUUUAAGGAUGGAAAACAGCUAUUGGAAAUAGAGUUUCCUACAGCAGGACUACAAUCUGUACCAGGUGAUGGCGAAGGUGGAAUCGAGAUGACAGGAAGCAUGCUUCUCAUUAGAGAAUUUUGCGAUCGCUUCGUACCUGCAGAGAAAGUUACCAGGACCAGAAUUUUCUUCCCUGAGGCAAAAGAGGUUACUUUUGCGAGACAGUCAGCUUUUGAAGGGUGUUCAUUGAAAUUGGAUUACCUAACAAAACCAUCCUUAUUCGAAGAUUUUGGUUUUACAAUGAAGGUCAAAAUGGCAGACCGUGUGCGGCCUGAAGACGAGAUAUUCCUUGUGGCUUAUCCCUAUUUCAAUGUCAAUGAAAUGCUUGUAGUGGAAGAGCUUUACAAGGAAGCAGUUCUUAAUACAGAACGGAAAAUGAUUAUCUUCAAUGGAGAACUAGAUCGGAUAAGAAGUGGAUAUUACCCGCCCUUUUUCUAUCCAAAGCUGGGUGAACUUUCCAAGACCUUUCUUCCGAAACUGGAGACCGUAUACUAUAUUCACAAUUUUAAAGGGUCCAAAGGGGGAGUACUUUUCAGGUGUUACCCUGGCCCUUGGAAGGUGCUGAGAAAAGUAGGUGGCAGCUUUGUCUGUUUGCAUGAACAAGAGGAGAUGCCGUCACUGAAAGAAGUGGCCCUCGACAUACUUCCUUCUGCCUAG
This is a messenger RNA of Triticum turgidum subsp. durum (durum wheat), 969 nucleotides long. NCBI's taxonomy places the organism in Eukaryota, Viridiplantae, Streptophyta, Magnoliopsida, Poales, Poaceae. The record is from the annotation of a GenBank genome assembly.